UCAUCAGGGUGAAGAUCUGAUGAUCAUGAAAACUGAGUGUGACGUAGAAGAGACGUAUGUGAGGGAUGAUCAGCAAUAUACGGAGGAGGCUGGAAUGACGACGACAUUCAUAGAGGAGGACACUCCUACAGAGAUCAGCACAGGACACGCCAUGGAGAAACCCUCAAAGGAUCGUCUCACUUUAUCUCCAGACUACAAAUUGGAAGACGAAGACGUCAUACGAGUUUGCACAGGAGAAACGACAAUGAGCUCCACUAUGGGUGGAGGGCCUCACAUUGUAGUUGAACCAUCAAAUCCCUCUGAUUCUGAGCAACCUCGUACUGUGAGGGACAGUGCCGGAAUUCAGGAGGACAAAUUUUCCUGUCUUGAAUGUGGGGAAAGUUUUAGCUCUGAAUUAAGUCUUUCUGUACAUCAGAAAUCUCACACGGGGGAGAAGCCACAUUCCUGUCCUGAAUGCGGCAAAUGUUUUCUUUAUAAAUCAUUUCUGAUCAGACAUCAGAGCACUCACACAGGCGAGGAGCUACUUUCCUGUCCUGACUGUGGGGAAUUAUUUCUACGUAAAUAUCACCUUAGUGUACAUCAGAGGUCGCACACGGGUGAGAAGCUUCACUCCUGCCCUGAGUGCGGGAAAGGUUUCCUUUAUAAAUCAACUCUGGCCAGACAUCAGACAACUCACACGGAGGAGAAACCGUUUUCCUGUCCUGAUUGCGGAAAAUGUUUUUCACAGAAGGCCCACCUUUCCGCGCAUGAGAAAUACCACAGCAGCGAUAAACCGUAUUCCUGUUCUCAGUGCGGGAAAUGUUUCACACAGAAAUCACUACUUGCCAGACAUGAAAGAUUUCACACAGAAGAAAGGAAAUACUCAUGCUCUGAUUGUGGGAAACGUUUUUUGUGGAAAUCUGAGCUCACCGUACAUCUGAGGUCUCACACGGGGGAGAAGCCGCAUUCCUGCCCCGAGUGCGGGAAAUGUUAUCGAUUGAAAUCAAACCUAGUCAUACAUCAGAGAUCCCAUACGGGGGAGAAGCCGUAUUCUUGCCCUGAGUGCGGGAAAUGUUUUUCGAAUAGAUCUAUUCUCAACGUACAUCUAAUAUGCCACACGGGCGAGAGGCCGUAUUCCUGCCCCGAGUGCGGGCAAAGAUUUCCACGGAAAUCAGAACUUAUCAUACAUCAGCGAUCUCACACGGCUGAGAAGCCGUAUUCCUGCCCCGAGUGUGGGAAAUCGUACAAACGGAAAUCGGUACUUGUCGAGCAUCAGAGGUCUCACACGGGGGAGAAACCGUAUUGUUGCUCUGAGUGCGGGAAGUGUUAUCAACAGAGAUCACAACUUGUCAUACAUCAGAGGUCUCACACGGGGGAGAAGCCGUAUUCCUGCCCUGAGUGCGGGAAACGUUAUCAACGGAAGUUUCAGCUCAUCACACAUCAAAGAUCUCACACGGGGGAGAAGCACCCGUAUUCCUGUGCUGAUUGCGGGAAAUGUUUUUCGCAGAAAUCCAAUCUUAUCAGACAUGAGAGGUCCCACACAAACCUCAAGGUGCAGUAGCGCAGAAUUGUUUUCUAUAUGAUUUAUAGUUUGCUGUACAUCAGGGAUCCUCCACACCUCCAUUUUUUUUUUUUUUUAACAUUUACCAUGUGCCUCAGAGUAAGAGUAUUAGCACCAAUGCAAAGAGCCUAGUCUUGUAGUGAAUAGAGGAGUUUUUCUGCAACAACAGUUGAGUCAUGGUGUAUCACAUAUCCUGGGUGAAGACUAGAGCGUUGUGGAGGCCUCUUUUUGCACCCCUGCGGAAAGUGGAGGGCAUGGAGUAGCAUGUGUGCCGGAGUAGCUGGCUGCUACUGUCCGUAGAGCUGGGAGUCGCAGUCCACAGGAUAGGAUGCUGAAGCAAAUUGGCACCAGAGCAGGAAGCAGUCAGCGGUAGCCAGAAAGUGAGGGACUGAAUCGGCAGGCAGAGCAAGCCCAAGAAGCAGGCCAAGGUCGGUAACAACUAGGCAAAGCAGUAGAGAGAAGUCCAGUAAACAGGCCGAGUUCAGAGUAACCAGAUGAGCAAGGUAGAGACAAGGAGCAAGGUGAAGUCCAGGGAGAAGCCAGGUCCUACCUAGGUAGGCACAAAUCGAUCAAGUCUCAAAACCAAGCUGAAGACCAUUCAGCAGGCUACAUGUACACUAGCCUACCCAAAGCGCGGCCAUGGGAAAGUUCAGCAGGCAAAGCAAGUCCAAGAAGCAGGCAAAGGUCAGUAACAACUGGGCAAAGCAGUAUAGACAAGCCCAGUUAACAGGCCAAGUUCAGUUUAACCACAUGAUCAAGGUAGAGGCAAGGAGCAGAGGCGAAGCUCAGGAGAAGCCAGGUUGGCACACAACAGGUCAGGUCUCAAAACCAAGCUGAAGAUCAUUCAGCAGCUUCUCCCAGUGACACAUCCAUUUAAAGAGGCUGCUGGGUGCCAAGUGUGCACGCCAAUCACCACGUGCGGGUGCUGGGUCAUCAUAGCACAUUGGUUGUUACCCUUUUGCCCAGAAGUAUAAGAGUCAAUGCAAUGCGCAUGAGCAUAAGUCUGCACUGGUUUCCUGAGAAUCCAGCCCACAUUGGGUAGGCUAGUGUACAUGUAGCCCAAAUGGUGGCCAUGGGAAAACAGUGGGAAAGAUCAGCAGGCAAAGCAAGUCCAAGAAGCAGGCCAAGGUCAGUAACAACUGGACAAAGCAGUAUAGACAAGUCCAGUUAGCAGGCCAAAUUCAGAGUACCACAUGAUCAAAGUAGAGGCAAGGAGCAGAGGCGAAGCCCAGGAGAAGCCAGGUAGGCACACACAACAGAUCAGUUCUCAAAACCAUGCUGAAGACCAGCAGGCUACAUGUACACUAGCCUACCCAAACCGCAGCCGUGGGAAAGAUCAGCAGGCAAAGGUCAGUAACAACUGGGCAAAGCAGUAUAGACAAGUCCAGUUAACAGGCCAAGUUCAGAGUAACCAGAUGAGCUACUAGGUAGAGGCAAGGAGCAGAGACAAAGCCCAGGAAAAGCUGGGUGAUACCAAGGUAGGCAAAUAUAAGGAAUCAGGUCUCAGGACCAAGCUGAAGAUCAUUCAGCAGUUUCUCCCAGUGACACAUCCAUUUAAAGAGGCUGCUGGGUGCACGCCAAUCACCAUGUGCGGGUGCUGGGUCAUCAUAGCACAUCGGUUGUUACCCUU
Messenger RNA from Rana temporaria (common frog), 3170 nucleotides. Its product is annotated as zinc finger protein OZF-like. The record is from RefSeq and is a predicted model, not a curated record. NCBI's taxonomy places the organism in Eukaryota, Metazoa, Chordata, Amphibia, Anura, Ranidae. The coding region runs from base 20 to 1540 and encodes 506 amino acids. Gene Ontology annotation, biological process: negative regulation of transcription by RNA polymerase II. The transcript has 3 exons. Gene Ontology annotation, molecular function: DNA-binding transcription repressor activity, RNA polymerase II-specific.